This is a messenger RNA of Mercenaria mercenaria, 508 nucleotides long. RefSeq names its product 28S ribosomal protein L42, mitochondrial-like. The record is from RefSeq and is a predicted model, not a curated record. Gene Ontology annotation, cellular component: mitochondrial large ribosomal subunit. Lineage: Eukaryota; Metazoa; Mollusca; Bivalvia; Venerida; Veneridae. Bases 27 to 452 code for a protein of 141 amino acids. The transcript is spliced from 5 exons.
UUUGGACCUUAACAACAACACCAAAUAUGGCGGCCUCCAUGAAAAUAGUACUUCGGACAGCUCAAAGCUAUUCUAGAGCAUCAGUAGCGCAUAGAUGUGCUGUUAUAAACAGAAGCUGUCACUCGAAAAGCAGUUCAGAUGAUUCAGAACAGAGUGCGAGAUUACCGAGAGUUGGUAUGUCAGCUGAUGGAAGUACACUGAUUGGUUGGCAUCCAGAACCAGAGCAUCCAUAUGAACAUACAAAGCCUAUUGAGUAUGACAUGAAGAAGGCAGGGGAAGGGACAGUGUUGAAGGAUGAACUUGUUAGAGACUAUGUGACUCGGUACAGACCCUCGGGUCCAACUACACCAGAACUGUCAGCUAUAACUUUCACAACUAAACAUCAGUGGCUUCCAAAGUCGGGGAAGAAAUACCAGAAAAGAAACCCACCAAAAGAUAGAGAUGCUAUAUAAGAAUAUUAUGUCUGUGUUUCCUUUUUGUUUUGAUGUAAAUAAAAUAUUGAAACGUA